GUUAACCUCCCUGUCAGAUGUCUGGCUGUAAGCCAUAGUCGUAUUCUAGUAGCUUGCUGGUCUGUUACGUUGUAGGGGCUAAUGUAAAGUCUUUUAGCUUAUUCCGGAUAAAUCAUUUGCCCUGUAAUUAUAAAUAUUCUUCUUGGCGAUUGGGCAGUCGUUGCGAACGGUCAGGUAUGCUGUACGCCACGCCGAGCCCCGCCGCAAUCCGCGCACAGCUGGCCUCCGUCAUGGAGGCGUUGGCCAGCGCCGCCGUGGCUGACAUCUACAAAGUAGUCGAGGAGAGCUGCGUUACCCUGCGCCUGGAAAUAACACGCAGCCAGAAGGAGAACGCCGUCCUCAGGAGCAAAAUGCAAACGCUGGAGCUGCACAUCGCCCAGCUGACGGCGCAAAGGGCCGUUGAGGCGGACGGCGGUGCGGGAGCCCCCCGUAUGCACGGCAGCAACAAAGACUGUUUUUCAAAUGAAGCGCAAGUUACACACAGCAGUCUGCAAACGGACGGAAGGCUGGACGGGGAAGACGCUUCAGUGCCGCCGGACACCAUACAGGACGAGUGUCCAAAAGAGGUUAGAGAAAGUCCCACACAAAUAAAUAUCAAAGAGGAGAGAACUGAAGAGGAUUUUGGAAGCAUUCAUUCCCAAGGGCUGGUGAUCUCUGGUCAAAGACAUGAGGAAUUGAUUAGUAACUGUGAACAAGGAUCUGUUGGGAAAAGAGAUGUAAUUUCUGAGGGAGACAUGGAGGAUCCUCGUGAACAGCAGCCCAUGCACAGCGACUGGGAGCUCGGAGCAUUGGAAGGUGGCAGCAAAAAAAAUAACGAUGGUAUUAAGCACAGAUUCCAACAACCAAGAGCUAAUGAUGGGGUGGAAAGGUGCAGCACACUGGACUGCAUACAAGACCGUGUGUAUAUGCUAGAUAACACACACAGUCAGCCUGGGCAUUUACACUCCCCAGAGGACAAUGGGGCACAGGCUGAAUCAUCUUGCUCUUUCACUUCAGAAGGAGAUUCCAAAACAUUCUCAGGUGCCACUGAGCCGCAGGCUGCUUAUGGUUCGGCUGGUUUUUCAGAUCCCACUUUGUCCUUCUUGGGUCCAAUUGACUGGAACUCUGCAAUUACAUCAAUUGACCCCGGACAUGUUAAAAUAGAUUUUCAGAUACAUUCUCUGUGGAACGAAGAAACUGUCAUAGGAAGAGUUCAUCCUCAACAGUGUAAUGCGGAGAGACAGGACGCUUCAGUAGAAAAUGUAACCGGCAUGUGUACUCCGCAAGCCCAAAUCGCAGUCAGCGAAAAAACGGCAGAGUUACAAUCCAAACCCUCAUGUAUGAAAAAAAAUGUCACUCCUAAAACUGGAAAGACAGACUUUAGGGUUGGCAGAAAAGAAAAGCGGUUUUCAUGCACAUAUUAUGAGAAUAAUUUCAGCCAAUCAAAAGAUUUAGAAACAUACCAGUCACCUCACACAACAGAAAAACCAUUUAGUUGUGUACAGUGUGGAAAGCGCUUUCUUCAUAUACGAGAUCUGAAAGGACAUCAGCGAGUUCACACUGGUGAGAAGCCAUUUAGCUGUAGCCAGUGCGAGAAGCGAUUUUCCUACCUUCACCAACUUAAAACACAUCAGCGAGUCCAUACAGGUGAAAAGCCGUUCAGUUGUGCUCAGUGCGGGAAACGCUUUUCUCAGUCAAGUCAUAUAAAACGGCAUCAGAGUGUCCACACGGGGGAGAAGCGCUUCAGUUGUACACUUUGUGGAAAAAGGUUUUCUCAGUCUUGCAGCCUUAAAGUACAUCAAAUUGUUCACACAGGUGAAAGGCCAUUUAGUUGUACACGUUGUGGGAAAACAUUUUCCAUCUUGGGUAAUCUUAUAAGACACCAGAACGUCCAUAUUGGAAAGUAACAGAUUUUCAAAUUGGAACAAUCAUUUUAUAUAUAUAUAUAUACACACACACAUGCACAUUUGCCAAGGAUAUAAGGCAUAUGGUAUGCUAUUGGCAGAAGGUUUGGAGAAUGCCCAAUCCAAAUGCUUAGUCUCCAUUAUUUUAAUAUGGUUUACACUUAACGGCUACUGAAUAUUAAAACUACCUCGAUUAUUUUUUACUUUUUUUUUAUCAAUUACAUAUUAUAUGUGUAUAUAAAUUGAGUAAUGUUACACAGUUAAAGUAUUUUUCAUUAUUGCUAGUAGACAGUAUUUACUUCAUGGAUAACUUGCUUAAGAAAGUACAAUUUCAUGCACAGUAUAAGUGUUAUUUAAGGACCUGAUUAAUGGAUAUUUAGACUUCUCUAAUGUGUAACCGCGAAUAGGAGUUGGGGGUAUUGUAUAAUACCGUCGUCAAACAGGUGACCAUAUAACGUUAAUUAGCAUUACUGUGUAAUGUUUAUGACUGUGUAUGAUCCUUAUUAUGAGUAUUUACUAUUACAGGAUAUGUUCUCUGACAAUAAAGGUUAUGACUGAGAAUACGAA
Messenger RNA from Paramormyrops kingsleyae, 2450 nucleotides. RefSeq lists its product as uncharacterized. NCBI's taxonomy places the organism in Eukaryota, Metazoa, Chordata, Actinopteri, Osteoglossiformes, Mormyridae. The record is from RefSeq and is a predicted model, not a curated record. Gene Ontology annotation, molecular function: RNA polymerase II cis-regulatory region sequence-specific DNA binding; DNA-binding transcription factor activity, RNA polymerase II-specific. Gene Ontology annotation, biological process: regulation of transcription by RNA polymerase II. Gene Ontology annotation, cellular component: transcription regulator complex; chromatin; PcG protein complex.